Molecule: messenger RNA, 591 nt
Organism: Trichomonas vaginalis G3
Lineage: Eukaryota; Parabasalia; Trichomonadida; Trichomonadidae
Product: DNA/RNA polymerases family
Exons: 1
Coding region: 1-591 (196 amino acids)
Source: RefSeq, a predicted model, not a curated record
AUGAGGUUUGUCCAAUAUAUUCCGACUGGAAUUCCAAACGAAGAUGGUGAGUUCCCGGGAAGGAACUAUACAGUUGGAAAAGUCAUACAACAACUGUAUGAUAUUAGGAAAGCUUCAAACCCCAAACUUGCAACGACACUCAAAUUGCUUAUGAAUUCGACAUGGGGAUAUUCCAUUAAGAAACCUCAAGAGAUGAAGAGUAAACAUUAUGAGAAGGUCAACAACUUUGUUGAAAGGUUUUCUCCUUUUGUUUUGAAGUACGAAUUCACUCAAGGUCAAAGUGGCUUAGUAACCACAUUAAAACCUAUUGUCGAACAUUGGUCUUACCCUCAGUUCGCAAAGGCAGUCCUUGACAACUACAACAAAUUCUUCUCCGAAGUCAAAUCCAAAGUGAAGGUUUACUAUGAGAACAUUGACGCACUCAUGACGAACGAAGAAGGCUAUAACAAACUCAUCGAAAUGGGUAUGGUCGGUGAAAAGAUGGGCUGUUUUAAGCUAGAUAAGGUAUUUUCCGAAGUUCAUGUCCUCUCCAAGCGUAAGUACUGGGGCAUACUUGAAGACGGCACAGAAAUAAAACAUUGCAUGAAGUAA